Molecule: messenger RNA, 3663 nt
Organism: Mercenaria mercenaria
Lineage: Eukaryota; Metazoa; Mollusca; Bivalvia; Venerida; Veneridae
Product: E3 ubiquitin-protein ligase TRIM33-like
Exons: 1
Coding region: 237-1241 (334 amino acids)
Biological process (GO): positive regulation of DNA-templated transcription
Cellular component (GO): chromatin; nucleoplasm
Molecular function (GO): ubiquitin-protein transferase activity; zinc ion binding
Source: RefSeq, a predicted model, not a curated record
AAGUAAAAUAAAGAUAUAAACAUGUACAGAUAAAAAAGAAUGAAAUUUGAUUACAACAAUAGAUACGAGGAUAUUUGAUAAAACAUUUCGAUUUGUAAAUCAUGGACUGUUAAAAACAGACCUCUUUACACAUUAUACAUUUUACGUAAGGUAAAACUUGGCUAUAUUGUGGAGUUAACUGUGGAACAAAACAUAUUUAGUUACUUUAUAGUUCACUGAAAAUAUAAAUAUUCUUAAUGAACAUGGCAGCAUCGCGAAAUUACAGUAAAUCGGUAACAGCCGCAUCUGACGAAAUCAAGGAUAUAUUUUGUGAGCCCUGUGUUUCAGAUGGAAAACAGAUAGAAGCAGAAGGAUUCUGUGUGGACUGUUCGGAAUAUCUGUGUGGACAAUGUUAUAACAGUCAUAGGAGAUCUAAGGCGUUCAAACACCAUGUGCUCCAGGAUAAGAAAAAUAUGCCUGUUGAUGUAGCAAGACCAGCUGUACUUGAUGUGUGCGUAGAAAAGUGUUCUAGACAUCCAACAAAGGUAACUGAAUACUUUUGCCGGUCAUGUGACACACUUGGAUGUAGUGCGUGUAUCACUACAAACCACCGACAAUGCCAAAAUGUCGACCACAUACCGGACAUUGUUAUAGAUCUAGAAAACACCGAUGAAUUCAAAGAGUUUGCUGAAUACUUCGAUGAAAAACUUACGUUGCUAAAAGAAAGAAAGGAUAACAUUGAUUCAAGAAAAACUGAAGUAGAGGAGAUGAAAAAGCAAGCAAAGGCCGAGCUUAAAAAUCAGCGUGAUAAGAUAAACAAGUUUUUCGACCAACUUGAGGCUGAAAUGGACAAAAAGAUAACGGACAUUGACAAAAAUAACAAGGAUACAUUAAAAGCAGCAUCUAACAGAUGUAAUAUCAUAAAUGAUGAAUUAAAUAAAAUGAAAACUGUUAUCGAUACAAAAAGAAAAAACGGCCAAAAAUGUGAACUGUUCAUAAAAAUGAAAAGAUCGAAAGGGGAAAUCGAAAAGCUUGACAGUCAGUUUGAUAUGUUAUAUGGAGAGAGCAAAGUGCAAAGAUAUAAACUAGUACAAUCCAAACAGACGGACGAAAUGAUGAAGAACACAACUGAAAUAUGCAGAAUGUUAACUGCAAAACAUGUUUCAGAGAUUGAUGUAAGCUCUUGCAAAGACAAGGAAACACCACAUAUAGGAGGGCUUUCAGUGGUACAGAGACAUUACCUUGCUGUUGCAGACAAUUGAAAUAAAGUAGUGAAGAUAAUUGAUACUAGAAAUGGCAGAGUAACAUCUGAAAUAAGUUUGGACUGUAAUUAUUUAUUGAGUGUCACAAAUGUGAACAGCGAUCAAAUAUUAGUUUCACUGGCAUCUUAUAAACCUAAACAUCCAGAGUAAUCUUCUCACUCUGACUGUAUCAGCGUCCGGAGCGCUAGGUAAAGGUAACGUGAUAACAAUUAGAGAAAGACCUUACGAUCUUGUUGCCAUUGCACAACACUUCUAUGUGUUACAUCAAAAUGAAAUCAAAGUGCUCGAUAUGCAUGGAAAUGUUCUGAAAACAAUAGGAUGUGUCUCUUCCCACUUGUCUACUAUCGGUGUAAGUAAUGACAAGAAAAUAAUUUACAUAACAAACAAUGUCAGCAACAGUGUACAGGGUAUGACCUUCGAAGGCAAUGUCACAGCAACCUACAAGGACAAGGAUCUUAAAUAUCCGAUUGGUAUAACAGUAGACGAUGAGGAUUUUGUUGAUAUAAGAAGCGAUGGAUGCAUUCAUCAGAUGACAAAGGACUGUACAAAGAUUCAAGUUCUCACAGACGACAUUUAUGGCACCGCCAUAACCUAUUCUGGAGUAGAUCACAGACUUUAUGUCGAAGAUCUUGGCAAAGUGAAAGUGUAUGAACUGCAGUAAGACGUUACGAUCUAAGCUUACAAAUGUAAAAAAGAAAAAAAAGACAAAUAUCUAAACCAUUUGUAAGGACACUUCUGAUAUAUAAACUAUCAACCCGCUUAAGAAAAAAUCUGAUAUAAAGGACACGUUUUGUGAAUGUCUGCUACACAUUUUAAGUCAUCAUUGGUUGCAAACGUAACUCGCCGAAUGGUUAAAAAAACUUUAUUACAUGACUGCAGGCCCGUAGCUACACUGAGGCACAGGGAGGCCGGUGCCUUCCUGUUUUUCUGCCAAGAUUAUGAGAAAAAAGGAUAUGUUUUGAGUCACCAUCUUAAAAGGCAUAACCAAACUAAACUGAGGCACUAUUAUUUCAUUUUAAUUUGUUAAACUAUUUUCCGCCAUUUUCUUAAUAUCACGAAUAAUUACACUAUACAUGACCGUAGCGAGAGACUAAAUUUUACCGAGGCAAACGAGUAUGUGCGUUUGUUCGUGGUUGUUAGGUAAAUUUGAAUGGUAAAGGCAAAGCCCCGACAGGCAUUAAUUUGGAAGGUUGUGUCCCACCCUCCUCCAUAGGAGGGUUUGUGGGGGCUCCCCCAAAAAUAGGAUAUAUGAUAUGAAAAACAUACUUUGUUGCGUUGUUUUUAUAUUAAAGAGAAAAAUUACCCUUUCACUCCGCGAUCUACCCCGGGUACUAACACCGAUUUAUGGUUCGUUUGUAAUUUCUCUCUUGCGAUGGAGGUCUCGGAUGCAACACAGGACUUACUUUUUGGGAGGUGUAUGUCUAUAAUAUUCUUCUUGAUGGAGCUGCUGAUUUAUCUCAUACAAGUAAAAUUAAAUGUAAAAAUGUUCAAACAAUUUUCCCUAAAAUCAAAGUUCCGUCUAAUGUUGCUCUCAUGCGGAAAAGGACAUUAGUUUUCUAUAAAAAAUAUCUUCUUUCAUACAAUGACAAGGAUGUUGCUACAAAGACUGGAUAUCAGUAUAACUCGCCACAAAGCAGAGGUAAGAGCAAAAUGCGUUUUAACAAAUUGUUUGCGGCGUGAAAUUAAAAAAAAAAACUUCAUUAGGUUGAAAAGAACAUUCAAAUCCGUAUUAAUUAAUGAUUACAGCAUAAAUGGAGUUUCAUCAAUUGCUCACGAUACACAUGUUCUACCUAUCGUCUGCUUCAACAAAAAUUUCGCGCUUAAUAUUCUUCAAAAUAAAUGAAAAUAAACUGCGCCGUUCUCCAUCAAUGAUAUUUUGAUAAAAAUGAAAUACAUAUAAACUUUAAUGAUAAAUCAUUAAGUUUCAAAUGAUUUUGCUUUUGGCACCAACAAAUUCAUCGAUUUAUUUUGAAUCGUAGCCAUACUUUGAAAUAAAUUGGGUUUAAAAAAAAAAGAUUAAUUUUAUAUUGUAGGAAAUUAGACAUAAAGUAGCUAGAAAACGUAGGUAUGUAAUCUUCUCUAGUCCCCCUACCUCCCGAUCCUGAGGUUCCGUAAAUCAUUGCUCCGGCUAUAAGUGCCCAAGUACGAAAUGACGAUGGGAGGGAUGCAAAUAUUAAUUCGGGAUCCGAAUGUUUCACAAAUGAAAAAAACAGUCCAUGUGAAUGUUUAGAGAUAGCUAUUUGGUUGGUUUAACAGGCCUAUUUUAUCACAUACGAGUAUAAAGGACAUUUAUGUUGAACUGUGAUAGACGUAUACAGUACAUUUUGCCUUAGCGGUCACUUACAGGUAUUAAUCAUUAAGUAGCCAAUCAAGAAGCUUCGCAAACUGACUAUUCUAUUGUGCCGAAUAAAAAAUACUAAGA